Paramuricea clavata is the source of this 252-nucleotide messenger RNA. Lineage: Eukaryota; Metazoa; Cnidaria; Anthozoa; Malacalcyonacea; Plexauridae. The record is from the annotation of a GenBank genome assembly.
AUGCUAGACGUUGAAAAAGAUGCAGAUAGGCAUCCCUUUGGAUUGCAUCCGCUAACCCAGGAAGGUUAUCGUAAACUAUUCCAAGAUCUUGGCUUGUUCACCAAUGUUAUUGUCGAGAAAAAUUAUCACAAAUUAAGAUCAAAAUCAUUUGAGGAGUUUAAGCAAUGGUACAAAGCUUCAGCACAUCAAGACUUUGACAACUUGGAUCCGUCUGCCGUUCGUGAAUAUGUCAUCAAAGAAGAUGAUGGCAGU